CACACAGGAAGUUCCAUCGUGUGUUCAUGUCUGUGUAGGUGCCGUGUUAAAAGUCAAGUGUCAAUGAAGCAACUCUAUUUCGACUUUUGCCUUGCGACGCGACUACUUCGGAGGAUCAUCUUAUUUUGUGUGCGUGUGUGUGCGUGUGUGUCUGCGGCAUGAAAGUGUGCGUGCUGUUAUUGUGCGUGUGUUGCGUGAGCUGGACGGUGAGGGCUCAGCAGGCCACAACUUACCUGGUGAGCGCCCCCAUGGUUAUGCACAUAGACGCGAUGGAGACGGUCCUGGUGCAGAUGUUUGGGGUCACCCAGGCGGUCAGGGUCUACGUCUUCCUUAAGACCUCCAUGGCGCCGGACCACAAGGUUCUGUCCCGUCAAGUGGUGACCCUCAACAACCAGAACCAGCACCAGGCCAUCGCCUCAGUGAGGAUCUUUUCCGGCCAGCUGGACAAGAGUGUGGAUCAUGUGAUCCUUCACGUCCAAUCAGCGGAGAUCAACCAACAUGUGUCAAUACCCGUCAGCCGGCAAAACGGCUUCCUGUUCAUCCAGACCGACAAACCUUUGUACACGCCCACGCAGAGCGUGAAGGUGCGUGCGUUUUCGUUGAACCAGGAGCUUCAUCCGGCAAAUCGCAGCGUCUUCCUCACCUUCAAGGAUCCCGAUCAUCAGACGGUGGACGUGCAAGAGUUGUUGGACCCGAACAACGGGAUCCCAUCCAUGCAGAACCCCUUCAAGAUUCCCAUCAGACCAAAGUUGGGAGUCUGGUCUAUCGAAGCCUCAUAUUCGGACCUCUUCAGCACCAAAGCCACAACACAUUUUGAGAUUCGAGAAUAUGUUCUUCCCAGUUUCUCCAUCGUGGUCCAGCCUGAAGUGAACUACAUCAGCUUUGGGAACUUUAAGCGUUUCUGCUUCAAAGUGGAGGCCAGGUAUCUUCACGGUGCUCCGGUUUCUUUCGGUGAACUCUUCUUGCGCUUCGGCUACGUGAGCCAGAAGGCACUUCCUGUGAUCAUCCCACACUCCGUGACCAGAGAGCGAUUGUCGUCAUCGGGUGAGAUGGACAAGUGCAUCAACAUGGAGGAGCUUUUGUCCAGUCAAGAUGGACCUAAAGACCUUCACGCUCUCAUCGGGAAGUUCUUGUAUAUCGCUGUGCUUCUCCAAGAGGAAUAUGGUGGUAUCAGCCAGGAGGCGGAGUUUUCAGCUGUGAAGUUUGUCAAGUCACCUUACAGUUUGACGCUGGUGUCCACGCCCCCUUUCAUCAAACCCGGACUUCCAUACACCGUCCAGGUUCUGGUGAAGGACCACCUGGAGCAGGCGGUGAGCCAGGUGGCGGUGCGCGUGUCCCAGCAGCGCAUAUGGAGUCCAAGUGGCGAGCUGGACGUCAAAGUCUGCCCCGAGCGCGCCCGCAGUCAAUCGGAAGGCCUCGCCAUCUUUGUCUGCAACACGCCCGCUACAGCCGCCAAGGCCUCUCUCACGUUCGAGACGUCAGACACAUCGCUCCCGGCCGCCAGUCAGGCUCGCCUGGAUCUCACGGCGGUGGCUUACGAGUCUCCAAACCGCCGCUACCUGUACAUCGACCUGCCGCUGUCCGGCCAGGCCCUCGAGGUGGGCCACUUCGCCAACAUCAAGGUGUACUCGUCCACGCCCGCCUACGUGCCCAUCAAGGCGCUUAGCUUCCUGGUGCUGUCCAAAGGCAAGACAGUCCACUUCGGCAGCCAUAAAUUUGUCGCCAGUGGCGACCACAAGCAAACGCUCAACUUCCUUGUGACGGACGCCAUGGUCCCAUCCGUACGCGUCCUGGUUUACUACAUCCUGCACGCUGAGGGCACAUCCGAGCUGGUGGCGGACUCUGUGUGGCUAAAAGUCACCGCCCCCUGCGUUAGCGGACUACAGACUGAACUGUCAUAUAAAAGGCGGGACUACAGGCCAAAGGAUGAGUUGCAGCUGCACGUCAGGACCAAUCAGGAGGGGUUGGUGGCCUUUUCUGCUGUGGACUCUGCCCUCUAUCAUCUGUACCCCAACUAUAGAGACCCUGUCACCAUGGUGCUGCGUCACAUCAAGGAAAGCGACCAAGGCUGCGGAGGAGGCGGCGGCAAAGACGCAGCGGACGUCUUCCGAUUGGCCGGCCUCACCUUCAUGACCAACGCCAACGCCCAGCCGGCAGCCGACGGUGCGGCGUGCACCGCUGCCGUGCGAAGCAAAAGAGCACUAACGGAAGCGAUGAAGAAAGACAAAGCCGCCUCGUUUGGAGCCCUGGCGCCGUGCUGCGAGUACGGCAUGAAGUACAUCCCCAAGAGUGUGACCUGCCAGCAAUUCGCUCGGCAGAGCAUCCGCCGGACGACGCAUCACGUGCAAUGUCGCCUCGUCUUCGCAAACUGCUGCGAGUUCGUCCAGCUGCACCUGAACCGGGACCAGACUCUCAUCCUGGGCCGCUAUGACAUGGGGGCUGACUUUGAUGCAGCGCCCUCUCUCGUCAGAAGUUUCUUCCCUGAGAGCUGGCUGUGGGAAGUCCAGCCCACCAGAGGAGCUCAGAUGUCCGUCACCAGGAGACUUCCCGACUCUCUGACCACGUGGGAGCUGAAGGCCAUCGGAAUGUUCAGAAACGGUAUAUGCGUGUCCAAUGCGGUGCAGGUGCCGGUGCGGCUGCCGCUUAGCGUGGACGUGCCACUUCCCUACCAGGUGGUCCGCGGCGAGCAGUUGGAGCUGAGCGGCUCCGUGUACAACCAGCAAUCGGAUAGCAUCACGUUCUGCGUGACGCUGACGGUCGGACCGCAGGUGUGCCUGCUCCAAUCCCGGCCGGCCACCGCGGGGGCGGGGCUUCGUUCCACCGUCUGCCAAUGGAGCCUGCUGUCGGCGAGGGACGUGGCCAAGGUGACGUUCACCCUCAUGGGCCUGGAGCCCGGAGAACACACGCUGACCUUCACCCUGAAGACUCAGAGUCAGGGAACGCAGGACAUCCUGGAGAAGAAACUGCGAGUGGUGCCCGAAGGAGUGAAGAUGGAAGAUUACUCCGGCGGCAUAUUGGACCCGCAGGGAAUCUACGGUUCUGAGAAGACCGCGGUGGUGCUGAAGAACCUCCAGCCAGCUAACAUCGUUCCCAACACAGUUGUGGAAAGGAUGGUGACCAUUAACGGUGAAGUUCUGGGAGAUGUUGUGGAAGUGGUCUUAAACCCUGAAGGCCUACGAGAGCUGAUCAACCUCCCCGGUGGUUCGUUGGAGGCCGAGCUGGGCAGGGUCCUCCCUCUGGCCAUGGUGUACCGCUACUUGGAGACCACCCAGAGCUGGGACACCCUGGGCGGAGACAUCCAGAAGAACUCAGCCAACAUGAGACAGAAAAUCAAAGAGGGACUGGUCGGCAUCUCUUCUUUCCGACGCGGAGACUUCAGUUACAGCAUGUGGACCAAGAGGGAAGCCAGUACCUGGCUAACGGCGGCGGCGGUUCGGACCUUGGCUUCCGUGGACCCCGUGCUCCAGGUGGACCGCCAAGCUCUGUCCGAAUCUGUGUCCUGGCUGAUCCGGAAUGCUCAGAACCCGGAUGGCUCCUUUUCAGACACGUCCUCCUUCAGAGCCAACAAAUUCAUGGCUGAGGGGGCGGAGCCAGCGGAGCGCUCUCUGUACCUGACAUCGCUGGUCCUUAUCGCUCUGCGUCGGGCAACCAGCAUCAGAGAACGGAUCCUGCAACUGAAGUUCCACGACGACAGCAUGAGGUCCGCCGCAGAGUACAUUUCCCAGCAUGCUCAGACGGUGAAGAGCGUCUACGUGCGGGCGCUGGCCACGUACGCCCUGACGCUUCACGACCCAAACAACGCCAUCAGUGUCGCGCUCAUCAACAGCCUGGAGAGGCUGGCCAAGGAGAAAGGACACCCAACUGUGCUCAGGUACUGGCAGGAGUCCGGCACAGCAACGGGUUGGCUCAGACCCGACCAAUCAAGCGGCCUGACAGUGGAGACGACGGCGUACGUGCUGCUCAGCACGCUGCUGAAGGGCCGGAUCCCGUACGCCAACCCCAUCGUGUCCUGGUUGACCCAAGAUCAGCACUAUGGACAAGGAUUCUACUCUGUGCAGGACACGGUUUUGACUCUGGAGGCUUUGACGGAGUACAGCCGGGUGGUCCCCCGCGCCGUCCUCGACCAGGACAUCAACGUCCGCUACGGACGCAAAGGAACGCUGGCUCGGGUCCACCUAAGCCCCUCGCGGCCAGUGGCCACGCCCAUCCAGGUGUUGAAGAACGAUGACAUCACCGUCUCCACGGGAUUCGGGAAAGGCGUGUCAAGUGUCAAGAUGAAGACGGCGUACUACCAGACCACACCGCCCUCUCGCAACUGCAACUUUGACCUUAGCAUCGAGAUGGUCGGCGCAGACGCGGAGGACGGCCCCAGCAUCCGUGAACCGCACCUUUCCGCGUGUGCCAAGUACAAGCCUCCUCCCAAUGAGCUGGCGACCGAGUCCACAAUGACGGUCAUGAAGAUCCAGCUGCCGACCGGCGUGGAGGCACACCUGGAGGACCUGAGACAGUUCCGAGAUACAAUGGAACCUGUCAUCUCCCACUACGAGCUUCAAGGUACCACGGUCGUCAUCCAGAUGGACUCGGUUCCGUCUGACGUGUUUCUGUGCGUCAGCUUUCGGAUCCGCGUUGGCUUCAAGGUGGGCGGGGCCAGCAAGUCUCUGCUGACUGUUUCUGAGCCUCAGGACAAAGGAAGUUUGUGUAGCAAAGCCUUCUCCUACACGGAGCAGAAGCUGCAGCGUUUCUGCGUGGCUGACCAGUGCCAAUGCAUGACAGCCGCGUGCGCGACCUACAGAGCCAAACCCGACGUGACCUUGACUGCCGCCAAACGCCUCCAGGAAACGUGUCAGCCUCACAUCAAAUACGCUUAUAAACUGCAAGUCAAGUCUUCGCAAACAGAAGGAGACUUUGUGACCUUCACAGCCAACGUCCGUGAAGUCCUCAAGAACACAGAUCCGGGGUUCGAGACGUUGAGUUCCGGCUCCGAGGUGGAGCUCAUCAAGAAGGUGACGUGCGACCUGGUCCACGUGGAGCUAAACCGGCAGUAUUUGCUGAUGGGAUCCAGCGGGUCCGAGGUGCAAGUGGGCCACGCCUCCAGGUUCCGCCUUCCCCUGGACGCUGACGCCACACUGGAGCCGUGGCCCACCCAAUGUGAAGAUCCGGUUUGCUCGGCGCAAACGGCCAGCAUGGACGAGUACGCUCUCGACCUACAGCUCUUCAGCUGUCCAAAGGCCUGAUGGUGUCACCUGACGUCGGCGGCAUGCCGGGGCAUAACAUGCCGACAGCAAGUUAUGCAAAUCACCUUGACGUCAUGACAAAACUGCGACAUGACUGACGAAACUUUGACAUGAUGACUGCUUGGCGUGAUGUGACGUCACUUUCACUGAUGAAAAACAUGGACGACACACGA
This is a messenger RNA of Hippocampus zosterae (dwarf seahorse), 5407 nucleotides long. RefSeq names its product complement component 5 (gene c5). Gene Ontology annotation, cellular component: extracellular region. Gene Ontology annotation, molecular function: endopeptidase inhibitor activity; protein binding. Lineage: Eukaryota; Metazoa; Chordata; Actinopteri; Syngnathiformes; Syngnathidae. The transcript is spliced from 43 exons. The record is from RefSeq and is a predicted model, not a curated record. The coding region runs from base 159 to 5234 and encodes 1691 amino acids.